Molecule: messenger RNA, 649 nt
Organism: Rhagoletis zephyria (snowberry fruit fly)
Lineage: Eukaryota; Metazoa; Arthropoda; Insecta; Diptera; Tephritidae
Source: RefSeq, a predicted model, not a curated record
AUGGCGUCAACAUCAACCCAAAAUACCAGCGAAUCCCUGCUCGGAAGCGCCGAAAGUAAAGUCCUCGUUCUACCAGGUGACUGCAUACUGGCACACGACAAAAACAUUAUCGCAUCAACGGGCACAUAUCUGAAGAAUGGCUACAUCUACGCGUCUUUAGCCGGUCAGCUGGAGAUUGAGUUGAUAAAAGAAGAGAGUGAAAAGCCCGUUGAAGCAGCUUCCGGCAACAUGAAUACUUCAUUGAAUGAAUCUCAAAGCACAAUCAGCAAACGAGUCGUCCGCGUGGUGCGCCCUGGUUCGAAGAAGGUACCUUUCCCUGAACCAGGAUCUAUUGUCACAGCUCGAGUGUUGUACAUCAAAUCAAACCUGGUCAAAUGUUCAAUACACUGUGUUGAGGAUCACACCCUAAAGGUGCCCUAUGGUGGCGUCAUUCGCACUGAAGACAUUCGAGAUUACGACAAGGAUAAAAUCGUCAUAAGCCGCUGCUUUUCUCCCGGUGACAUUAUCCUCGCUCGUGUCUAUGCUCAUGGAGAAAAACACGAGUUCCUCCUGACAACGGCUGCGCCAGAGCUGGGCGUCGUCAUUGCCACCAACGACUGGGGCGAGCCUAUGGUUCCCAUUGGCCUCAACGAGAUGCUCUCAACGAGAU